Molecule: messenger RNA, 1704 nt
Organism: Dermacentor silvarum
Lineage: Eukaryota; Metazoa; Arthropoda; Arachnida; Ixodida; Ixodidae
Product: protein FAM135A
Exons: 13
Coding region: 1-1704 (567 amino acids)
Source: RefSeq, a predicted model, not a curated record
AUGCAACACCCACCCACUGGUCGCAGUGACCCGCCGGCGAGAAAUCACCUGCCGGCACCGUUCGUGGCAGUGACGGCACGCGUGCUGACGCUGAACUUUGACCCCGCGCGCGGCCUGCACGACUACUACCCGCUCGUGUUCGAAGUGGGCAACGUCAGCGUGCUGACCAUGACCAUACACGCGUCCCUGGUCACAAUCUGCAUACCCAGCGGCGAGAGCAUGAGGAACGCGUCCAUGGGUCACUUGGUCGGCCAGCUCUGCAUGUGCGAUGGCCAGAGCUCAUGCUGCUACUCGACCACCAUCGACAAGGCUGCACAGCAGGAGCUGAACUCCCUGCUCACGGCAACCGCCUGUCACCUACGGAAGAUCCUCGAGGAACACAAGCGGCCCACGCCGACCAGAGGAAAAAGUAAAACUAAAGACACGGACAUCGGAAAUGAUCCUGGAUCAGAAAGGGCCCGCCUGCGCGUGAGCCGGUACAGCACCUUCGAUCGACCGGAGGCGGUGCGCUUCCCGGACGAGGAGGCCAAGAAGUUUAGCACCAUCUUGGUCGUGCUGUGGGAGCAGUACAUCGAGGCGGUCGCCGGUCACCAGGAUCUGCGAUUCGUGCUCUACGAGCCACUUCAGAGGGCGCGAAUCGCCAGGCUCGCCGAAGCAUACCUCGUCCUCGACAAGGACUUGGGCGCCGUGUACUACGACGCCGUGCUCGGCGAGGACAUGUACCGGCGGAUGGUUCGCAAGAUCCGCGGCUCAAACUACUUCAAGUCGUUUCCCGUGCUGGAAAUUGAAUGCUGGCCGCUGGACGGCAACCACAAGAACACGCCCAUCAUUUUCGAAGAGCGCUACCGGCCGUUCUCCGCAGUGACACCGAUAAAUGACGAAGAGCGUGACAACAGCGCGCAGCUCGACGAACUGGCCGAGCUGGCGUCGCUGCACUCGCUGACGGCCGGCAGCAUGGAGCUGCUGGCGCUCUCCUCGCACCCGGAGAGCGAGGUGUGCAACUGUUGGCGCCAGUUCCGCGCCACCAACUUCCGCCUCCGGCGGCCGUCGGCGGCCUCGCUACCGCCAGCGCUGGUCGACCUGUACCAGGGCAGUUCGACGACCUGCUGCUACCGCAUCAACGACACCGAGAGGUUCGUCCACAUGAAGAGAAGCCUGUGGGAAUCCAUGAAGAUACCGGUUCCGUGGCAUACGCCGGACGUUUCGGAGUUGGUGCUGCUGAACUUUCCCAGCCCCAAGGCGCCGAAGCCGGAAAGCCUCCAUCUGAUCGUCAUGGUGCACGGCAUGUAUGGCUGCUCCACAGACAUGCGUCUGCUUCGAGUCUUCCUCGAGUUGGCCCAGCCUCGCUCCAACAUUCGCUUCCUCAUGUCCCGGGCCAACGAGCGGGAGGAAACGUUCAAGGACUUCGACACCCUCGGCGUGCGACUCGCGACCGAGAUCGUGGAGCACUUAAAGAAAUACUCCAAGAAACCGGCGAGGAUAAGCUUCAUCGGCUUUUCCAUGGGCAACGUCAUCAUUCGCUCGGCACUUGCUAAGGCCGAGCUGCGGCCCCUGCAUCGCUUCCUGCACACGUUCCUGUCGCUGUGUGGGCCGCACGUGGGCACCGUUUUCAACACCUCCUUCGUCGUCAACAUGGGCGAGUACAGCUGCUCUAUACAGACGGCAUGUGGUAUCUCCAACGAUUUGAAAACACCGCAUCCCUGA